CACGGUGGAAACUAAGCCUAUGUGUGCAUUUCCCUACUCAUCUCUGGCACGUGUAUCGAACGUACAUAGAGAAAUAGGUAUAGAUUAUUGUGAAAAAUAUACAUAUUUAUUAAAAAUGGGUAAGGCAAAGAAACUUAAAGCAUCCAAAGGUGAGACAAAUGUACCCAAAAUUGGUUUAGCUGAUCAAAUGGAAGAUGAUAAGUUGGCUAAGAUGAAAAAUCGAAAAAAAAUUCGAGUUCGUAAGGAUGAGGACGAACAGUUCGUAGACCCAAGUCUGUCACAGAGGAUUCUGUUUCAAGCGCGACGACAGCAACAAGAAAUAGAAGAGGAAAAUGGCUUUGGUGAAUCGUCAAAGUCUGUUAAGAAACCUAUUGCCAAACUAGGUCCUGACGACAGUGACGAUGACCAACAAUCUAGUGAAGAUGAAAUGUCUGGAGACAAUUACUACGAGAAUAUUGAAAUUGAUGAAGAGGAUGAACGUGCAUUAGAAAUGUUUAUGAGCAGAGAUAAUGCACCAACAAGAACUCUGGCUGAUAUUAUAAUGGAGAAACUAACUGAAAAGAAAACAGAGAUUCAAACACAAUUCUCUGAUGUUGGUUCUUUACAGAUGCAGGAUUUGGAUCCUAGAGUAAAAAAUAUGUAUGAAGGUGUAAGAGACGUUUUGGCAAAGUACCGUAGUGGUAAACUGCCAAAAGCAUUCAAAAUUAUACCAAGUUUAAAAAAUUGGGAGCAAAUUUUGUAUAUAACAGAUCCUCCCAAAUGGUCUGCAGCAGCAAUGUAUCAAGCUACUCGAAUAUUUGCUUCAAAUUUAAAGGAGAAAAUGGCACAGAGAUUUUAUAAUUUAGUUCUCUUGCCGCGAAUAAGGGAUGAUUUAGCAGAGUACAAAAGGCUCAAUUUCCAUCUGUAUCAAGCUGUUAGAAAAGCUCUGUUUAAACCUGGUGGUUUUAUGAAAGGUUUUCUCUUGCCUCUUCUAGAAUCUGGAACAUGUACAUUGAGAGAAGCAAUAAUAAUUGGCUCGGUCGUAGCGAGAAAUUCUAUACCAAUUUUACACUCAUCAGCAGCAAUAUUAAAAAUUGCUGAGAUGGAAUACACUGGAGCUAACAGUAUCUUCCUACGUAUAUUCCUGGACAAAAAAUACGCCUUACCCUAUCGCGUGGUGGAUGGUGUAGUUUUCCACUUCUUGAGAUUUGAAAGGGAUUCCAGAAAACUACCUGUGCUUUGGCAUCAAUCUCUCCUAACCUUCGUACAAAGAUAUAAAGGCGAUAUUAGCUCAGAACAAAAGGAAGCUCUUCUUAAUUUACUGAGGAGACAAUCUCAUCACUCAAUAACUCCAGAAAUUCGAAGAGAGUUAGAACAUGCCAAGUGUAGAGAUGUAGAGGUGACAGCACCCCAACCAGAACCGAUGACCACCUAGUAACUGAUGCUUCUCCCAGUGGAACUAUUUCUUAUUGAUAAUGAACUGAAUCACAUUGAAGCAACAUUUGUAUAUAUACAACAAAAGGUGUAAGUUGUUAAUUUCUAAAUAAACCACAAAAUCUUAUUCUGUAAAA
This is a messenger RNA of Cephus cinctus (wheat stem sawfly), 1550 nucleotides long. RefSeq names its product bystin (gene bys). Gene Ontology annotation, cellular component: nucleolus; preribosome, small subunit precursor; cytoplasm. The record is from RefSeq and is a predicted model, not a curated record. Lineage: Eukaryota; Metazoa; Arthropoda; Insecta; Hymenoptera; Cephidae. The transcript has 2 exons. The coding region runs from base 20 to 1414 and encodes 464 amino acids. Gene Ontology annotation, biological process: rRNA processing. Gene Ontology annotation, molecular function: snoRNA binding.